Messenger RNA from Adineta steineri, 9501 nucleotides. Lineage: Eukaryota; Metazoa; Rotifera; Eurotatoria; Adinetida; Adinetidae. The record is from the annotation of a GenBank genome assembly.
AUGUUUUCAACAAAAUUUCGUUUUGCGUCUUCUCAUGACAAUUAUGAUACGUUGAAUGCACAAGAAGUAGAUGAAUCAAUUUUGAAUCAUCUAUUUCUUCCUCAUGGAUUAUCGUCUUCAGCAAAAGGCGAUUAUUUAAUUCAAUCCGGCCAUGAAAAUGAAUAUAAACUACUUCAGUUUGUGCAUGAUUAUUUGAAAUCUUUAGAUGAAAAGAAUGAAUUACCAAUCUUUUCAACCCUUAAGAUCUGUAUGGAGCGUUGGUCGUCCGUACAAAAUGCGAAGACCUGUUCUGUUUCAGUUUUACAAUCCACCAUACAAGAACUGUCAACAGGAGAUUUCCUCCCGCUUUAUUUCUAUGCUCAAAAUGCUGCAGUUUUAAUUGAAAUCGAUGAAAAUUCUCUUAAUCAACCAUUGAUUUCAUCUUGGCAAGUCCUCUUACCAACGGAAACGAUUACAUCAUCACUUGAACCGCAUCUUUCUUGUUUUCCUGUUCCAACAUUUCGUUUGCCUGAUCGAUGUGAGCUAUUAUCCACUACUCACUGUGAAUUGCUUAUGGAGUUUAUGAAAAAUACUAUUGAAUAUUCAAAGUCUCAAAAAGCAUCUUAUACAUUCGAUGAAACUCGAGAAGUACCUAUAUCACAUUUUGUAUGUCAAUGGUGGACCACACAUUUUCAAGGUGUUCAAAUCGACAAUCAAACAAACGCAUCCAUUUCAUUUAAGAAAAAGCAUCGUGAUCAAAUUCGAUAUAAGAAUUCAGCAUAUCCUUUUCGACGAUCAGGUUUAUGGAUGACUAUGAAAGUUGUUUUUCAAACUAUUCUAACAAAACGUUUGGGAAAAUUAGGUACUAUCGUUUAUAAGUUAAUUAUGGCUGAUUUUUUAACUUAUUUUAUUCUUACAAGACAAAAACGAAUAAACUUUUCGAUAUCAACCGAUCUUCUUAUACAUUGUUUACGAAAGAUCGUACGACGAUUGAACAAAAUCGAUGUACUGUUAUUAUCGAUUGACUCAAGCAAUAUAAACCUAUGGGUACAAAAUACAGUAGAAAGAAUCAAACAAAAUAUCGAUAACGUGACGCCGAAUUCUGAUUGGCAAACAGUUAUCGAGAAAGGUGAAAAAGAGGAUAAGUUAAGACUUCAACUGAACCCCGAUCAACCAGAAAUUUAUCAUCAUCCGUGUCAGAAAUUGAAAGCUUAUCUUGAAACAAAUCGUUUAAAUACUUCGAGCGGACACUCCUAUGAUAGAUAUGAUUAUAAUGAUCGAUUAUCAAGCAAUAUUGCUCAUGAACACGAUGCGUUACCUCAAAUUUCUGCCUUAAUCAGUUCUGAGAAUGAUGCUAUAAACAUAGCAUUAGCGCGUGUUGAAAUUUGGAUACAAUCCAAUUUGGAAAACUGGAUCAAUCGUUCGUUACUAUCAACAAACAAAGGCACAUGUUUCGAAAAGUUACAAUCUUUUUACGAAGAUUAUCAGCGUAGAGCUCUAGAUUUUUAUUAUUCAAACAAUCAAUCAACUGAUCCAAUCGGUUACAGUCGUUUUAUUUUAACAUCACUAAGCAUAAUACGAUUGAUGCAUUUGAAACUAUGCGAGGAUCCACAAUUCGAACGAUUGAAACUUCACGCCAUUCGAAUUCCUAAUCUUUCGAAUCUAUUCGAAUUUUUAGUCCUACCCAGUCGUGAUGAUAUGAUUCGAGUACGAGAAUUGUAUGAUUAUUUUUUAGAGUUUAAUGGAAAACCAUAUCCCGAUCUUUUAAGUAAGAUCAAUUCAUCAAAUGCUUUCGGUAUUCACUUUGCUGAAAACUCAAUGGAGAUCAACGAAAAUUUGCAAGAAAUUCAAGAACAAGUUGAACAAGACAAGAAAGAUAAAACCGAAGAAAUAAACAAUGCCAAAGAAAAAUAUGAAAAACUUAUGGAAAAAGUCAAUGAUCUGAAAUGUGAAUGUGAACCAACAAUACUUUAUCGAAAAUGUACUCGAUGUACUAUGAUGAAAGAAGCAGAAAAUAUUAAAGUUGAAAUCUAUGAAUGUCCAAUACCAUCUGAACGACAAAGUGCUUUGGCUGUUAUGUUCGAAUUACAAAUGCCGAAGGAGAUCCGGUGUUAUCGAGAUAUACUUUGGCAAUUUAUUAAUCGUCCUAAACCAAAUCCUUCGAAUAGUAUGCAUGAAUGGUUAAGCACUCGUCCUCAUCGAAAGAAAUUAGCACAAUACGUCAAGAGUUCACAUUGUUGUAAAGUAAAAUUAGUAUCUCAAACAAAAUCAAUAACGGAAAGUCAUUAUUCAGCUCCUCGACAUAUUAUGUCAACAUCUCUGGAAGAAUUCUUUUACGAAAAUAGUCUACAAGUUCAAAUAUCUUCGAAUAAAAUAAAUGAAUUCCAAGAUGAAUGUCAAACAUUAACACCUAAACUAACAGAUUCAAAUUACAAAGAUUUACAGUUCGCUAUUAAGAAUACAGACUUUGUACAGAAUCAAGUCAUUGCUGAACUAUCAAAAUGUUCGUUGAAACUAAAAUUAGCAGAGUUCAUUGAAUAUGGUUCAUUUCGUUCUGGUCAUCGUUUACAAUGGUGGAAUCUCCUAAGUAUUCUCGAAUUAGAUUCAUUAUCUAUGGAUGAAGAAAGUGUUGUGAUACUCAUAACACAUGCACUCUUACAAUAUGGUCCGGUUACCGAAAAUCGUCAAUCAUUGACUUGUUCGUGGUGUCCUGAAUCACAUCAACAAUUAUUGGAAGAUCAUUUUCUCGAUGAAUUAAUGACAAGAUUGGAUCAUCAUUUGAAAGAUUGCGAAUGUAAUUGGCAAAAUGAAUUGAUAUUAGUUAUUAUAACUAUUAUUGUAAUGCGAAUGUUCACGAUAUGUAAUUCAACAAGAAAACAACAAAUGACUAAUUUAGUUUUAAAAUGUCGUAAAACAGGUGAAAAAUGGAUUCAACUCAUCUCGGAAACUAUUCAAAGUUCAUCAACGUCAGAUUCUGAUAUGAUGAAUGGAUUACGUGAUAAAAUCAUUGUUAUUGGCAUUACAUAUCUGCUUACAUUUUCAAUAUAUACUGAUAGUAGUAAUAAAUUGGUACUAACAAAUAAAGAUGUUAUUUCUCUAUUAAUUAUAGCAACGACUAUGCAUGACAAUAGUAUUUUAAACAAGAAAACAGCUCAUAUGAGUAUAUUUAUGAGAAAUUUGAUGCGUUAUAGUGAACAUGUGUUAUUGUCAAUUCAUCCAAUCAUCAAUAAACUACUUGAAGAAAGUUCUUAUGAAAGUUUAAAUGAAUUUUGUGCCAUCCAUUGGGCAGUUGUACGAACGAAAAGUACAAUGAAUUGCAAGUGGGAAAAAAGAAACAAAGAUAUAUAUGACGGUUGGUAUGAUGGUGAAUAUGAAUCAAACAAACUAUCAAUUGAUUUCAUACGAGGGAGAUUUUUUGUCAAUAAGAUGACCAUUGGUUUUUUACCCGAUCGAAUUACUUCAGAUGAGUUAUUUCGUCGUGUAUUUGGUGAACAUAUUUUUGAAGUACAAGCGGCCGAAUCAGAAGAUAGUUACAUUACAAAACAUGGAUAUCAUGAUAAUGGAAACGUUUAUUAUGAAUUUACGUGUAAGAAUGACUACAUAUAUUAUGGAAAAUGUGAUUUGGUAGUUUAUGAACGACAUCUAAAAACAAACGAUAAGUUUGAAUUAAUUCCUUCAAGCUGUUUUGAAGGAGAAUUACCGGAUAUUUUUGUGUCAAAUUAUAGCCACUGGAGAGAUAUAAACAAAAAUCAAUUAGAGUUUCGACCUAUUCAUUUUCAAGAUUCAAAUUUCUUAAUCAACAAAGACUACAUAUUAACAGUGAGAAAAGGAUAUUUUACAACGUCCAACCCUGAAGAUAUGCAAAUAUUGAUCGAUCGUUCAUCAUCGUUUUUUCAGAGUUUGUUUACUCGAUAUUUCAAUCGUCUUGAUGAAGAAUCUUAUAUCUACAUGAUUAAACACGAUGGCUUUAUUCAUAUUCAUCUGUCUCGAUUAGGUAUUGCUUUUAAAUAUGACAUUCAUACCAAAAUUAUGACUUCUCGUGAGUAUUCAGAUAUGUAUGUUGAUGAAAAUCAAUCGUUUGGGACACUGACUGGUCUCAAAUCAGGUCUUCUUCUUUCACCAAUCGGAGAAACUAAUGAAAGAAAUACGUCUUCUUUAUGCCGAAAGUUAAUUGUUCCUUUUGGACUAGUUCAAGCGACAAAGGUAUCCAAAACUGGUCAUCAAAUUGUUACGAUCGAUCGAAAACCAUCAUCAACAUUAAUGCUGCAUCAAUAUUUUGUUUUUGUUUUGAAUGAUCGAUUGCGUGUUCUUCAACCAACUGACAGUCCAACGGGAUGGCUUUAUCUAGCCUUAUUACAUGCUAUGACCUCGCAUUCAUUACCCGAUCGAUAUACAGGAAUGACUGGUAUGGAACGUGCGUUUCAAUUGUUAUAUUCAGCUGGUUGUUGGUCUGAUCAACCUUAUGAUGCAAUUACUCGAAACAUUCUUCUUCAAAUUGCAAUAAUUUCACCUAAAGUAAAUUUCUAUCCAGAAAAUCUCACUUGUAUGGUAAAAAUCGACUGGAAUGAGAAUAGUUUACCGUAUUCUAUACAACAUUUCGGCUACUAUUUGAUAGUAAAAAAAUUAGUCGAAACCAGUGAAGAAUGGAAUUUUAUGCAUUCAUCACUCGUUUCAAAUGAUGAGUUACAAAAACUUUUUCAAAAUAAAAAAUAUAAUGAAAAACUAUUGGGUAAACUUUACUGGGACUAUCGGGAUUCAUACAAUCCUACAACACGACUAUCUGAUCAGAUGGAAAAAGAAAUUCGUUGCACAAAUUCAACACAAUCAUUUCAACCAAUUUGGGAAAAUUCAUCAUACUUAACAAACUACAGUUCACGCGGUCUUGUAGAUAAUUUAUAUGCUAGUGGAGAUCUAGAUCUAAAAGACAGUAAAGAACUCGCGUGUUUUCCUUUAUCUCGAUGGCUUAAAGAUGGUUAUCAGAUGAAAAAUAUUUGGCUUGGUUUAUUAAAACGUGCAAAGAAUGUAAGAUUGCUUGAGGGUGAUAAUCAAAAAAAUAAGAUGGAACAAUUUGAAAUGUUACUAGAUUUUCUUCAUUAUAUUGCCGGCAAAUGUGCGAGUCAACCGUAUUAUUUGCAAAUGCUGAAAUCCGUAUUAAGAGCACAAACGUCAUUAGUGAGAUCUCUUCCAUAUCCAGCAUUUACAGAUUAUGAAAAAAUUCAAGAAACUUCAGUUCAAUCUCAUCGAAUCAAUCUAGGAAAAAUGGGUUAUGCUAAGCGAGCAAUAGUUUUUCGAGAAAUUCAAGAUUGCUUCGAUAAAAACUCCAUUUAUGAAAAUGAAAAUCUACCGGAUAUGCAUCAACUAACUCGUCAAACGAAUAAAAUCAACAGAUUAUUACAAUCUUGGCGAUAUAAUGCCAAACUUCGUCUAUUUUUAGACGAUAUUCAAAAUCAUUUUCCUUCUAUUCCAAUUAUUCCAUUGAAUUCGAAAAUACAUGUUACUCCUCAACGAUUUGACUUCGAACCAUUUCAAGUACACUUUCAAGUUCACAUAACCAUGACAGAUACACUAAUUCAUCAAAUAUCGAUUGAAAAUGCACGAGCAAAAUUUUUGCAUCCUCAUUCGAAUUAUUUUAUUAAACCAGUCAUGCAUAUUCCGAUCUUAACUGAAAAGAAAGAAUUUCCACAGGAAAUUUUUCCUUCAACUGAUUCUCAAGUCAAUCCUCUCAGUAAUAUUACCAAUUAUUUUAAAAAGCAUUUAACUGAAAGUUGGGACAAAUUUAAUUUAACUGAAGAAUAUCAACAAGAGCCUCCAUCACUCGACGAAAUCAAACAAUUUCUUGAUUCUUUUCGUCGUGAAUCGAAACAAUUUUGGAAUGAAUUAGUACAAUCUAUUACAACAGCAAAUGAUUUAUUAGUCAAAAUGGGUCUAGUAGUACGAAUCUUACCAACAACUUUGAUUUCUAUUUUCCAACAAAUCUGGUUAAAUGAGAAUAAUUCAACUGUCUUACACUUACGUCUUACACAUGAUCAAUGCAUAUUACUUGGUGGUAUUAUGGUUAAUUGGAUUGUAGAACAACAGAUCGAAAGAGCAUUGAACUUUGCCAAUCUAGAAAAGUUGGAAGAUUUUGAAAAAGAAAUCCUAAAUGUACCUCACGCUAAUUGGACACCAUCACAACAUGUUCCAUGGUUAAUACUAGAGCUUGAAAUGAAUAUUACAAUUCGAGAAGUACAAGUCCAAGUAGCACGUCAUAUGAUGCAACCAUCGUUGAAUGAAAACAAUUCUUCUGUACGAAAUAUUGUUAUGCAAAUGAAUAUGGGUGAAGGCAAAACAUCAGUUAUUUUACCUAUGUUAGCAGUCAGUUUAUGUUCUUUAUCUUCAAAUUUAGUUCGUGUUAUCGUAUUGAAAGCCUUAUUUCCAACGAAUUAUCAAUCAUUACGAUAUAAACUAGGUGGUUUACUCAAUCGACGUGUAAUACCAUUUGCAUGUCGUCGUGACAUGAAUUUUACUUAUCAACAAGCAAAUAAAAUUUUUGAUCGUUUCAAACAAGGAAUACACAAUCUGGAUAUUGUAAUAACUUCACCCGAAGAUAUCUUGUCUUUCGAUUUACUUACAAUAGAUAAAUGUCGUCGAAACGAAUAUGAUGCUGGCAGUUCAAUGUUAUCCAUUCAAAGUUGGGUGAAAAAGUAUGUUCGUGACGUUUUAGAUGAAUCUGAUGAAAUUUUACAUGUUAAAUAUCAAUUGAUUUACUCGAUUGGUCGUCAACAGCAAGUCGAUGGAGGUAUGGAACGUUGGAAAACCAUUCAAUACGUACUGAAUUUAGUGAAACAACACGCUGCCAACAUUGCACAAAAAUAUACGAACGAUGUUUUCUACAAAUCACCCAAACGACAAAGUAGUUUUCCAGAAUUUCGUCUGCUAAAUCAUGAAUCAUAUCCUAAACUAUGUCGAAGAAUAGCAAGAGAUUGGAUUAAUCAAAAAAGUUAUCGACAAUCAGAUCAACAACAGAUCUUAUCAUUUAUAUUAGAUACAAAUUCAUCAGUCGAUGAUCUACCCAACCAAUUUUCACAAAAUACAACUCAAUUGUUUUUAAUCCUGCGUGGACUUCUAUCAUCUGAAGUCUUGUUUGUAGCUUUGAAAAAACGCUAUCGUGUCAAUUUUGGUAUAAAUCCAAAUACAAAAUUCAAUCGUUUAAUGGCGGUACCAUUUCGUGCAAAAGAUGUUGCAGCUGAAAAUACUGAAUUCGGACAUCCAGAUGUAGCGAUAGUAUUAACACAAAUCUCAUAUUAUUAUCAAGGUCUAACAGAUUCACAAAUAUAUCAAUGUUUCAAUCGUUUGAAUCAAGAUGAAAGCGAACCAGAAAUGAUCUAUGAUCAAUGGAUUUCAUUGGAAGAGGAAAAUGACAUCAUCGCAAGUAUAAAACAAUGGAAAAGAAUCAAUCUAAAAGAUUAUCAACAACGAACUCAAUUACUCUUUCCCAGUUUACGGUACAAUAUGUUAGUUAUAAAUUAUUUUCUGAAUCAUUUUGUUUUUCCUCUCGAAGCAAAACAAUUCCCUCAGAAAUUAGUGGCAUCUGCUUGGGAUCUAUCUUCAUCUUUACGAGAGAAAAUAAUCACUGGCUUUAGUGGUACAAACGAUACUCAGUUACUAUUACCUGUUCAUAUUCGUCAGUGUGAUUUACCAGAACUUCAAAAAACAGAUGCCAUUGUUCUUCACAAUUUACUUCAUUCGAAAAAUGAUCAUUAUCAAGAUUUACCUAGUGCUACGAACACUGACGAAAUAUUGAAACGAAUUGGCACAAGAGAACCAAUGAUUCAGGUUAUUCUCGAUGUUGGUGCUUUGCUCAUAGAUGGAACUAAUCGUCAAAUAGCUGUCAAAUGGCUAGACCUAUCUGAUAAAAUGAAAAUAGAUUAUGUUGUAUAUUUUGAAUCGGAUUCGAUAUUUGUUUGUAAUCGUCAAUAUCAACACCAUGCUUUUGCAACAUCGCCUGCUAGUGAACGUCUGGAUCGUUGUGUAUUCUAUUUGGAUGAAAUUCACACCAGAGGAACAGAUUUUAAGUUUCCAAAUGAAUUUCGAGCUGCCGUUACCUUAGGAAAUGGUCUUACCAAGGAUCGUUUAGUUCAAGCAUGUAUGAGAAUGAGAAAAUUAGGUCGGUAUCAUUGGUUAAGUUUUUGGAGUUCAAACGAAGUUCAUCAACAAAUUCGAACAAUGAGGAAUAAUACAACUUCACGAAAUGAAACGGGAAAUAGUAACGAAGAAAUUACUUUGACUGACAUUCUCCGUUGGGUUUAUGAAAAUACUCAGCAGGCGACUUGGGAUGGCUUACAUCUUUGGGCAACACAAAGUUUAAGUUUUCAACGAAAAUUAGCUGCUUUUCGAAGUAUCGAUUGGAAAAAAGAAGAAACAUCGUAUACAAACGCAAUAAUGGACACUAUAGCAAAAGAAUCAUUGGAAGCUGAAGUAUUAGAAUUGAAAUUAAUGUAUGGUGUAUCAAAAACAUUUAAGACAAUAUCAGACAUUUAUUCUGCUCGACAUGAACAUUUCAAUAUCUUUUCCUCAGUGGAAAUUCAUGAAGCUGUUUCUGAACGAUUACGUGAUUAUGGUGGAUCGAAAAAACUUCUGACACAAUUGCUCGAUGAAGAACAACAACGAGAAUUAGAACGAGAACAAGAAUUAGAAGAAGAACGACAACAAAAACGUCCCUCACCUGUCCAUCCUGCUGAACCUCAAUUGCGUGAUGAAAUUAAAGCUUUAUGUAACAUGCAUGAUCCUAUGCUAAAUUUAUCAAAAAUAACUUCUGUAUUUCAUCCCAUUUCUAAUGCUUUUCUUGGUACUACGUUCUAUCGCGAAUGUCAAUCACGUUGUUGGCCAGAAAAUCUUUGGGUUACUGAUGAAUUCACACGUGUCAUACAAACGCAGGGGGAAUCGUUGGAUCCUUUUUUACGUCCAUCACGAUGGAUUUUGAUCUACCGCAAUGAACAUGUUAUUUUUGUCAGUCCAUUUGAAGCUAAUUGGCUUAUGGGUCACUUAUAUAACCUUUAUCGUCAACAAUCAUCAAAAGAAUUAUUCACAACAACAUUACGUUUAAUAUUACCGCGAACUAGACGAGAUCAGUCAAUAAUAGUCGAUAAACCUAUUUUAACAAUGCCGCCAUCAAAUUUACCAAAUCUCGGGGCCCUUUCUUUCUCAAUUCCAAUUGAAUGGCUAGUGGUCUUGUUUAUUUUUAAUGGCACUCUGUACUUUAAAACCACAGAUGAACAAAAUGCUUUUUGUCAAUGCCUUGGUCUUUGUCCGAAACCACGUACCGAGACUGAAGAAGAUGCUUUUGAGAAAGGCUGGAUCGCCUUUGAUGGAUUUGUGGACAAAAUAGAACAUCGAGCUCUUUUGCAACUUCAUCAAUGUUAUUUUCGUACUAAUCCUUUAGCAUUCAUGAGAAUAUUGGUCGAAAAUAGAAACAAUACACAUGCACCUCUUAUAUCUCAUGUUGGCAGUAUUCUUACAAACACUGUAAAACUUCCCGUCUAA